Molecule: messenger RNA, 2211 nt
Organism: Aspergillus glaucus CBS 516.65
Lineage: Eukaryota; Fungi; Ascomycota; Eurotiomycetes; Eurotiales; Aspergillaceae
Product: pentatricopeptide repeat protein
Exons: 2
Coding region: 8-1999 (663 amino acids)
Molecular function (GO): protein binding
Source: RefSeq, a predicted model, not a curated record
GCUCCUGAUGCCGCAAAGGAAGCUUAUACUUGAUGGGCUUUGGUAUUGCCUCUGUCCAUCAUUCAACGCGACUUUGCAACGUCCUGGAGUUUCUCUUAUCAAGGGAAAGCGAGAUCUACAAAGUGGCAGACUGCCCACUCGGACCCCUCUACCGCGAAGAUGUUAUGGCACCAGCAACCCGGCCGGUGCUGACAAUAGGUCUAAUGGCACAAAAACAGCACCGGAUAAUGUCUCAACUACGGAUUCUUCGACUGAGCAACGGAAUUCCUAUAACGAGCAGUGCGCACCGUCGAAGACCGAAACACACCCAGACCAUUUCAUCGGGGUACCAGAAAACCUCGCGGGGCAAUCUACGGCGAAUCUCGAGUCGAAACUGAAGGAAUUAUCACCUCGCGGGCCCCGGGUUCAUAGCACGAUGCAAAUACUACAUACGUUGGUUAGGAUGCGCCAUGUUCGGCCGGGGGUGCGCCAUUAUCGAGCGUUGAUUCUGGCGAAUGCGGACCCGGAGCGCGGGUCGCCGGAUGUGCUGCGUGGGUUACUUAAGGAGAUGGAGAAGAAUGGUAUUCCGGCGGAUUCGGGGACGCUGCAUGCUACGCUGCAGGUACUUGCCGUUCAUCCCGAUUACCUCCUUCGCCAGGACAUCUUACGGACGUUGCGCGAUAGAUGGCUCCCCUUGAGUCCCACCGGAUGGCAUUGGGUUGUGGCUGGUCUUCUACGGGAGAACCAGUUUGAGUUGGCACUGGAUCAUAUUGCGCAUAUGGAAAGGAAGGAUAUCGUGGUUCAGGAUUGGCUACAUGGCUUGCUCAUCUAUAACCUCUGCGAAUUCGAAGAGUUUGACGAGGUAGCUCGGUUGAUGCAGUCUCGAGUUAACCAGGGCCAUGAUAUGUCGUUGGAACUGUGGCGGCAUGUGCUGGACGUCGCGAGUACGGCUCAGCAUGAGGAGGCUACUCGCUUCGUCUGGGCCCAAAUGGUACAGUUGGGAUACCUUCAACCGUCUCGUGAGAUCUGUAUUAAGGUCCUGACUAUGGCAUCUCGUGCGGGAGACGCCGACUUGGCAGCGUCGGUUGUUGGGUUCCUGGCAGACUCUGGGGUCAAACUUGAGCAGAAGGAUUACGAGAAUUUGGUGGAGACUCAUACCACAGCCGGUAGCCUGAUGUUGGCGUUUGGAGUCAUGUGCUCGAUGCGCAAAGCUGGCAUGGUCCUGGCAGAGAACACCACGCGUUCCGUCCGUACAUAUAUGAUUCAGACGAAAAUUCGGCCGCGCGACGCAUGGGAAAUGCUCAAGCGGUUGAAAGCAUCGAAGCAUGAUAUCCCGCCCGAGUGCGCCCGGGUUGUCAUCGAGCUGUGCGACCAUGAAGCACAGGACGACCCGUUUGCGGUGGACGAGGGGGUGGAACUGUACAAAGACCUGUACACAUUAUGCCCUGGGGGAGCCGACGUUGCUAUCUACAACACCCUCGUCAGCAUGUGCCGCCACGCACAGAACCGCGAAGCAGCCAUGUUCGUCGUGAAGGAAAUGGCCUCUCUCGGAGUGGUUCCCAACGCGACGACCUUUGAAAGCCUCAUCCUCAUGUGUCUUGACGCAGGCAACUACGAGUCCGCCUAUCUCUACUUCCAAGACAUGCUCGAGCGCGGCUUCACACCAGACGAAGAAGCAAAAACCGAAAUCCGCGACCAGUGUACCGGGGCCAGCGACAAGUUCGCCGUCCAGUUGAAGUACCACCCCAACAUCCGUGGGGAUCUAGUCCGCACCAAGGAACCGGGGGAUACAUUGGUACCGAAAGAUCGGAUCAAGAAGCCCUCAUCGCCGCCUGCGCGAUAUGUCCAGGCUCCCAAGGAGAGCUGGAUUAUUCCAAACUUGUCGAAAGACGAGCGCCGGGCUGUCACUAAGGCGCGAAGAAAGGCGAAGAGGCGACGGAUGGCGAUUGCUCGGGGGAAAGCAGACGAGGGGUGGAUGGAACAUGAGGCCGGGGGGUUAGAGCCAGAGGUCAAGGUUUGAUGUACUAUACUCUAUACACCGUGUAACCGUACGAUACUGCCUAAGACACAUCCAUACUAUUGUCUGGACUAUUCCGUACCUGAAUCUCCAACGGAAAGCGCCCGACUCGGAACUAAGAAUAGCCAGACCCAGUCGGGAACCCGAGCUUGUUGCAUAAUUAUUCGGUGGAUCCGGUUCACCAUACUACGGAGUACUAUGACUCUUCGACUCGC